Messenger RNA from Ornithorhynchus anatinus (platypus), 3076 nucleotides. It is a transcript of the gene NT5E, whose product is annotated as 5'-nucleotidase ecto. Gene Ontology annotation, molecular function: nucleotide binding; 5'-nucleotidase activity; metal ion binding. NCBI's taxonomy places the organism in Eukaryota, Metazoa, Chordata, Mammalia, Monotremata, Ornithorhynchidae. Gene Ontology annotation, biological process: AMP catabolic process. The record is from RefSeq and is a predicted model, not a curated record. Gene Ontology annotation, cellular component: plasma membrane.
GGGGCGGAGGCCCGAGCUGCCCGGGAGGCGUCGAAGGGCGCCUUCCCCGCCCCCGGGAGUCCGGCUGCGGGUCCGUCCGGUCCUGGUGGCGGGCAUGGCCGAGGGCGAGGGGGCACCGGGGCCCCGGCCUCCUUUUCCUCUGCUGCUGCCCGUCCUGCUGCUGUGCCAGGCCGCGGCCGGUGCCAGCUGGGAGCUGACCCUGCUGCACACCAACGACCUGCACAGCCGGCUGGAGCCCACCAGCGUCGAGUCGGGCAAGUGCCAGGGGCCCCCCCGGGCCUGCUUCGGGGGCGUGGCCCGCUUGGCCACCCAGGUGGGCAGACUCCGCCAGGCUCACCCCAACGUGCUGCUGCUGGACGCCGGGGACCAGUACCAGGGCACCAUCUGGUUCACCGUCUACAAGGGCGUCGAGGUGGCCCACUUCAUGAACGCCCUGCGCUACGAUGCCAUGGCCUUAGGAAACCCACGAAUUUGACAACGGUGGUGGACGGUCUUGUUGGAACCACUGCUCAAGAAGGCGAACUUUUCCAUUCUGAGUGCCAACAUCAAAGCCAGGGGUACACUGGCCCCUCGCAUCACCGGAUUCUACCAUCCGUACAAGAUCCUCAAUGUGGGAUCAGAGAAGGUGGGCGUGGUGGGCUACACCUCCAGGGAGACCCCCGUACUUUCAAACCCAGGAAGGGAUUUGGAGUUUGAGGAUGAAAUCACAGCACUGCAGCCCCAAGUGGAUAAGCUCAAGACCCUCGGGGUGAACAAAAUCAUCGCCCUGGGCCACUCAGGCUUCGAAAUGGACAAGCUGAUCGCCCAGAAAGUGAGAGGAGUCGACGUGGUCAUCGGGGGACACACAAACACGUUUCUAUAUACCGGAACUCCGCCAUCCAUCGAGGUCCCAGCUGGAGCUUAUCCUUUCAUCGUCACGUCGGAAGACGGCCGCCGUGUCCCGGUGGUCCAGGCUUAUGCAUUUGGAAAAUAUCUUGGGCAUCUGCAAGUCGUAUUUGAUGAGGCCGGAAAUGUCAUCUCAUCUUCGGGAAACCCCAUCCUUCUCAAUGACAGCAUCCCCGAAGACCCAAGCAUUAAAGCAGAACUGGACAAGUGGAAGGUCAUGUUGACAAACUACUCUUCCCAGGAGUUGGGGAGAACUGCUGUUUUCUUGAAUGGCAGCACACAAUCCUGCCGGUUUGAAGAGUGCAACUUGGGGAAUCUGAUAUGCGAUGCUAUGAUUCACAACAAUCUCAAACACCCAGACGAGCUGAGGUGGAACCACGUUUCCAUGUGCAUCAUGAAUGGAGGCGGCAUUCGGGCAUCCAUUAGUGAAAAGAACAAUGGCGUAAUCCACGAUGAGGUGCUGACAUCGGUGCUGCCCUUUGGGGGGCCACGUUCGAUCUGGUGGAACUCAAACGGCUCCACCUUGCUGAAAGCCUUUGAACACAGCGUGCAUCGCUACGCGGGCGGCUCCAAGGGCGAGUUCCUGCAGGCUCGGGGGUAAUUCCUCCCUCCAGGUAUCCACGUGGAGUACGCCCUUUCCAGGCCCCCUGACAGGGUGGCUAAGAUUGAGGUCCUUUGUACCAAGUGCCGCGUGCCCCGUUACGAGCCCCUGAAACUGGACGAUGUUUUACAAAGUGGUCCUGCCCGCUUCCUGGCCCAGGGCGGCGACAAUUUCCAGAUGAUUAAAGACGGGUUACUCAAGCAUGAUUCCGGUGAUGAAGAUCUCAACGUGGUGUCCCAAUACAUCUCCAAAAUGGAAGUCAUUUAUCCAGCUGUCGAAGGAAGGAAAUUUUCUGCUGGCACUUGGCUCCAAGGAAACCUUAUCCUCGUGUCUCUGCUCUUUGGGGCCGUGACCCCUGAUUUUUCACAGAUAAAAGGAGCCUCCCCCUUCCCACCUGCUGAGACGGUCCCCAACUAAAACUCCCUUACUGUUUCAGGUGCUGGUGUAGCCCUAGCCCUGGGCUCCCAUGUUGAUUCCUGACACCUCCCCAAUUCUAAGGCAUUCCUGUAAUGACAGGGCUCCAGGGAGAAUCCUAAAGCAAGAUCCUGGGAAAUAGCAUCUGAGCAGAAACCCAGCCACAGGUAACCAGAGCCCAUCCAAAGGGCAUUGCCAAUUUGGGAGUCAGUAUGGCCAAGGACCCCUUCCCUCUCUAGUACAAAUAUUUCUGUUCCUAAAGCAUUGAUCUCCUUUCCCCUCCCCUGGAAAGUCACCACUCCAUCCCCAGACAUGUAAGCAGAUUUGCUCACAGCCUCACAAGACUGGGAUUAGUGCAGAAUUGAGUGCCCAGAUCUCCACCCCGACCCACUAGGUACAGUCUUCCGUGGCUGAGACCUGGCCCAGACAGACCCUGGUGACUCUUCUCAGGGAACACCCAACCAAUCAGGAGAAAAGGUGAUGGUCCCACCCUGCCAUUUCAGUUAGGAGUGAAACAAAGGGCACUGGGUGCAAGUCACCAUUGGCCAGGGCAGAAAGCCACCGGCAGGUGUUUAGGAAGACUUGAGGGUUACAGGAGAGCAUACAACUCCGUGCAACAGAGCCAAAUCACGACUUCCUGAUGAGCCCAGCAACUUCCUGAUGAGCCCAAGUCCUUGAGGAAAAAGACCCAACGCCCUGGUGUCAGGGCAUUGUACAAUGGGGAGAGAUCCAAGUGGUCCUUUUUUCUAACCCCCUGCCUUGGGGCAGGGUUACACCCUAAAUCUUCCCAUUCAGGAGGUGCAUCUAGCCUAAAUCUCACCUGUCUCCAGUGAAUGAAAACAAAGUACUGAAGGGGAGCAGGAAAAGAACAUCAAGCCCUUUGGGCUGGGUGAGGCCCAAGCUAGCAGCUGGGUGAAGCUUUGCUUAUGAGGUUUGUCCCGGGCAGAUACAGAGCACCCCCAUUAUUUUGGGAAUUCAGGCCACCUGAUCACAGUUCCAGGUGAAUCCAUUUUAUACAUCCUUGGAACUAGGUGGACAAAGCUAAAAUUGGAAAUUGGAAAACUUUGAUGUUUUUGAGUCUUGAUAGCUUAUUUUCACUACGUAUGGGGCAAAAUGUUUAACUUGUUGGAAUGACAAAAAAAAUUAAAGUCAGAUAUUGUUACUUGUCUUACUUCA